Molecule: messenger RNA, 969 nt
Organism: Dichotomopilus funicola
Lineage: Eukaryota; Fungi; Ascomycota; Sordariomycetes; Sordariales; Chaetomiaceae
Product: Polymerase/histidinol phosphatase-like protein
Exons: 2
Coding region: 1-969 (322 amino acids)
Biological process (GO): L-histidine biosynthetic process
Cellular component (GO): cytoplasm
Molecular function (GO): histidinol-phosphatase activity
Source: RefSeq, a predicted model, not a curated record
AUGGCCUUCACAAUGCACUCCCACUCGGGCCAGUUCUGCCCCGGCCACGCCAAAGACCAACUCGAAGAGGUCAUCCUGCAUGCCAUCAAGGUCGGGUACAAGACCAUCGGCCUGAGCGAGCACAUGCCGCGCACCGAGUUGGGGGACCUCUACCCCGAGGAACUCACCCCCUCCCCCACAGAAUCCCUCGCCGCCCUCUUACCCCGCCACACCGCCUACCUAACCGAAGCCCGCCGACUCCAAACGCACUACGCCUCCCAAAUCCACAUCCUCAUCGGUUUCGAAGGCGAAUGGAUCCGCUCCGCCUACGGCGCCAUCAUCCACUCCCUCGCCGCCGACCCGAGCAUCGACUAUUUCAUCGGCUCGCUGCAUCACACCCGCGGGGUACCGAUCGAUUUUGAUCGGGCGUAUUACGCUCGAGCUGUGGAGGCCUGUGGGGGGGAGGAAGAGAAGGUGUAUGAGGCGUAUUUUGAUGAGCAGUGGGAGAUGUUACAGGCGCUGAGGCCGAGGGUGGUGGGACAUUUUGAUUUGGUCAGGUUGAUGAGUUCUGAUCCGGGACGGGAGAUCAGGGUUGCUUCCGCCUCGGGGGCAGAGACUACUGCGUCUGGGUGGGGGAGUGGUGUGUGGGAGAGGGUGGUGCGGAAUCUGGAGUUUGUGAAGGGGUAUGGGGGGUGGUUGGAGUGUAAUACGAGCGGGUUGAGGAAGGGCAUGGCGGAGCCGUAUCCGAAGAGGGAGAUUGCGGAGGAGUGGGUAAGGAUUGGGGGGAGGUGGACGUUUGGGGAUGAUAGUCAUGGGAUUGCGCAGGUUGGGACGAAUUAUUGGAAGGGGUUGGAGUAUUUGGAGGGGUUGGGGGUGAAGGAGUUGUGGACGUUGGAGAGGAGGCCUGGGGGGGAGGAUGGGGUGAAGGCGGAGGUUGUUGAGAAGAGCGUGUCGAUUGAGGAGUUUCGGGCGAGUUUGAAGUUGGAGUAA